AUGUCAAGCUCAAGCGAGAAGCCUGAAUUUAAGGAGAAGGGGCCCCUCACGUCCAACGCCAGCUACUUUGAUGGUGACCCAGUCCAGCUCGCGCCAUCGAGCGCAGCUGAGGCUCUGCCCAUCGAGCUACGCGAGACCGGGGAGGCCCUCAAUGUCACUGCGGCCGACAUUAUCGAGGCAAGGAAAGCCGCAGGAAGGCUUACCCUCGACGACACCAAGCGCAUAAACAAUGAGGACGUCUUCAACGACCCCGAGAAACACGAGCAUCUCAUCGCCGAGAUAAAGAUCCAGGCUGCCUUGAUUAUCAACAACUCUCCCUAUGCCGAGGUGCGCUCGGUUGUCGACAAUCAUAACGACCCGUCGAUGCCGGUGUCAACAAUUCGAGCCUGGGCAAUGGGCAUCCUCUUUGCUUGCUGCGUCUCGUUCGUCAACGCGUUCUUUGAUGUGCGCCUUCCUUACAUCUACGUCAUCGCAACCGUGCCGCAGCUACUCGCCUACCCAUUCGGCAAGUUCCUCGAGCGGGUGCUGCCGGAAGUCGGUUUCACACUGUUCGGUAUUCGUCACAGCCUCAACCCGGGUCCGUUCAACAAGAAGGAGCACAUGCUGGUUACCAUCAUGUCCAACGUCGCCAAGAGCGUUCCUUACACCAACUACAUCAUAUGGAUUCAGGUGCUGCCACAAUACUUCAACCAGCCGUGGGCCAUCAACGUCGGCUACCAGACCCUGAUCGCGUUGUCCACCAACUUCAUUGGUUACGGCCUGGCUGGCCUCUGCCGCCGCUUUCUCGUGUACCCGGCCUACUGCACGGCAAUGGUCGCCGGACCCUUCAAGUCGAUUUGGCAGAUGUCGCGGCUCAAGUUCUUUAGGUGGGCUUUCGGCCUUAUGUUCGUGUACUUCUGGUUCCCGAACUACAUUUUUGCCUCCUUCAGCUUCUUCAGCUGGAUGGCAUGGAUCGCGCCCAGCAACGUCCACUUCAACUUCUUCCUCGGCGCCUUCUUCGCCAUGUUCGUCAUCAUCGCUCUCUACUAUACCAACACCUUCAACACGGCGUACCUACCCAUCAACUCGAACCGGCCUUUCGACCACUUCGCGCAUCCUUACAACGUCACGGCUAUCAUCGACGACAAUGGCAUCUUUGACAGCGCGAAGUACGAAACAUACUCGCCCCGGUUUCUCUCGGCCGGCAACGUGGUCGUGUACCUGUUCUUCUUUGCGCUGUACUCGGCCACCGUCACUUACGGCGUUCUCUACCACCGUCACGAGAUCAUGAUCGGUAUUCGCGAAGUCUGGAGGAGCGUGAAGCAGUGGGGAGCAAGGCUCAUUGAGUUUAAAGACGCCGGGAGCGAGGAUGGAUCCGACGACGACGCCAACCUGCUCGACGUCCACAACCGACUGAUGCGCGCCUACCGCGAGGUGCCCGAGUGGUGGUAUAUGAUCUGCCUAGCCCUCGCCGUUGCGCUCGGCAUGGCGGGUAUUGCUGUGUGGCCGACCAACACGUCCCCGUUCGUGGUGCUGUACGGCAUCGCGCUGUGCCUCGUCUUCAUCGUACCCAUCGGCAUUAUCAUGGCCAUGGUGACGCUCAACGUGCUGGCCGAGUUCAUCGGCGGCGUCUGGGUUGAAGGCAAUGCCAUCGCCAUGUGCUUCUUCAAAUCAUACGGGUACGUGACCUGCGCGCAUGCCCUGUCGUUCAACAACGACCUGAAGCUGGCGCACUACAUCAAGAUCCCGCCGCGGUUCACAUUUUGGGCGCAAACGGUUCCCACGCUGGUUUCGACCUUUAUCAGCAUCGGCGUGCUGCAGUACCAGGUGCACAUUGAGAACAUUUGCACGCGCCACGCGCCAUUCCGGUUCACCUGCCCCGGGCCCAACACCUUUUUCACGGCGGCUGUGUUCUGGGGAACCGUGGGCCCGCGCAAGAUUUGGGGUGUUGGCGGGCAGUACGUCGUCACGCUGCUUGGAUUCCCUUUCGGAAUCCUUCUCGUCGUGGUAUUCUACCUUCUGAGCAGGAAGUAUCCCAAGAAUGCCAUCGUCCGAAAUGCCCACCCGGUCGUCAUAAUGGGCGGCGCGAUAGCCUGGGCGCCGUACAACCUGGCUCACAUCUGGCCAGCCGUGCCCGUGGCUGCCUUUUCGUGGCUGUACUUGAAGAAGCGGUAUCUGGGACUGCGGUCCAAGUACAACUUUGUCAGUUCUGCCGCGUUUUCGUGCGCCAUUGCCAUCAGCGCCAUCGUCAUCUUCUUUGCGCUGCAGAUCUCUGACAUUCAGCUGGAUUGGUGGGGUAACUCGGUUGUUAACGAGGGAUGUGAUGGCAGUGGCGACUGCGUACGCAUGAAGCUGUCUGAAGGUGAGUACUUUGGUCCGAGGAUUUGAGAGUUCCAUUAGCCGGCUUCGGUUUGGUUCUGGAACUCGGACUAGGAGUAAGGAGUAUGGGUUUGCAUCCAUUUAUCUAUCGGGACUGGGACAUGCCCAAGGAUUGUUUGUUGGUAAUUGUUUAUGAGCGAUGGAUCUCGGUUAGGUAGCUUUGUUAGCCGCUGUCUUACUCUCCAUUAUCAUCAGAUCCGGACGACGAGAACACGAUGAUGCCACAUUGCAGGCAAAAGCAGCCCCAAACCUGUAACGCUCGAAGCUGAAAGCUGCAGUUUCGAAGGAAAGGACUG
Molecule: messenger RNA, 2654 nt
Organism: Parathielavia appendiculata
Lineage: Eukaryota; Fungi; Ascomycota; Sordariomycetes; Sordariales; Chaetomiaceae
Product: OPT-domain-containing protein
Exons: 7
Coding region: 1-2367 (788 amino acids)
Biological process (GO): transmembrane transport
Cellular component (GO): plasma membrane
Molecular function (GO): oligopeptide transmembrane transporter activity
Source: RefSeq, a predicted model, not a curated record